AUGGAUAAUCGUCAUCUACUCAAUAAUCACAAUGACUUGCUUACUCAUGGGCGUUCUACCAUACCAGUUACAUCGCACAAGGAAAAUUCAUUGGAGUCCAUCUUUGUCACCGAUUCUCGUACAGUCCCCACAACAAUUCCUCCUCCAAUGAACGUCAAAAUUACGGCAGAUGGUUUAAAAAUGGAACCUGGACUUGAGGCUCAGUUGGCAGGACUCCAGACGUCGGCCUGUGGACCUGUUACAAUGUCUUCUCUCCCCAUUAAUGCUCUCAAUGCAAGUGAAAAGCUGAAUUUGCAAGUCAGCGACCUGGAAAAUAUCCCCAUCUUAAAUCCUAUCGAUGGCCGAUCCGUGGACUUGCAACCAUUAACCACUAAUAACCAGUCAAUACCUGGAGUACAAAUGGUGAAAUUAACCUUUAUCAAUUGUGGCGACCAGCAAACGAUACUUUUGACUACACCCUCAGGUCCUCUAAGCGGGUUGGAUCAGUCCGCAGAUGGUCUUACCAUCACGAUUCCCGAAAACCUUCUUGGUGGAAAUGACCUAAACAUAGCCGGAUUGUCAACCAUACCAGUUGCCAACAUUCCCCAGGCGCAGCCACCUUCCUUAGAACCCGAUCCUCCUGGGCUUUCCGACAAGGUGAACUAUGCCACUAUAACAUCUCUGCCUCCGAUCACCUCGGUUUCUGACAAACUAUACGCACAGAAAGUUCCAACCAGUGCUCCAUCGAUGGUGGAUGCAACUCAAAACUACGCCCUACAAGACCUUGUCCCUCUCCUUGCUAGCAAUGGUGAUAAAACAAAGCUGCUUGAUAAGACAGCGCCGAGUUCUAGUGUGUUUCAAACGAGCACAUCUGAUUUCUUCCAGGCGUCUACUGUUCCGAUCACCUUGAACCUGCCAGCUGAUGCUCCUCCUGUUUCUUUGAUGGAUUAUGCCACAACGGAGCUGAAGAUUGCUAGACCUAUCAAUGACCCUAGCCCGGCUAGUAAUCAUGGCGAUAACAUGAGCGACGCAGAUCGUGAUACCUUAAGCCCCGGGUUGGAUUGUACAGAAAUAAACACUCGGGAACUGGCAUUAAAAAUAAGCAGUGAACUUAAGCGGUAUAGCAUUCCUCAGGCAGUGUUCGCCCAGAAAAUACUUCACAGAAGCCAGGGUACCCUCUCUGAUCUGUUGAGGAAUCCGAAACCUUGGAGUAAGCUCAAGUCGGGCCGCGAGACCUUCAAGCGUAUGUGGAAGUGGUUGAACGAGCCCCAAUCCCAACGUAUGGCUGAGCUCAAGGCAGCGUCUGCUGAGACAGAAAUAUACCCUCCAAAGCGAAAGUCAGCCGAGGUAAAGCCUGGUGAGGAAAAGUCAACCAAGCGACCCCGUCUUGUAUUCACGGAUAUCCAACGGCGAACUCUUCAUGCUAUAUUCAAGGAAACAAAACGACCAAGCAAGGAGAUGCAAGUGACUAUUGCUCAACAGCUUGAACUUGAGGUCUCGACGGUGGCAAAUUUCUUCAUGAACGCUCGCAGGCGAUCGGUUGAUAAAUGGCAAGACGAUAACGAGGUUCGACAGAAUGAUUCGCCGUCUCCGUCUCACAGUCUCGACGCCUCUUCCCCUGCGCCAUCUUCUCAGAGCGCCACCCAGCCGCCAAAUUUGCACUCAGCUCCCACGUCUUCUGGCGCCGCCAACGAUCCGAUGUUGACCUCUCAGGUCCUACCUUCGGAUAAUUUGUCAGAUAACCCUCUGAUAUCCUCGGGCACCGCGGCUGGCGUGGAAUUUUCCGAUUCUCCAGCUCCACCCAGCCUAACUCCGGACGCCGCCGUGGCCAACAGCCUUGCCUUGGGCGGUGCCGACCUCCCUACUCAAGUUCCAGUUUCUGGGGGCCUACUGGUGACAACUUCAGCACCUACGGAAACUACUGCUACCGUCCCCCAACUUCUGACUCAUUCAGUACAGCUUCUUCCAGGUGGACAAAGUGCUAUUCUUAUUAACACUCCUUUGGAUCCUGGCGCCUGUGGCAGUGUCACUGACGAUACAAAUUCAGCAGCUGCAAACGCUGCUGCCACCUGUCUGAUCUCAUCCGUAACUGGGCUACCUCUUUCGCUCGAUUCCCUCUCUCUUCCAUCCGCCUUGUUUCCGACUUCUUCAAGUGGUUCUGGCACAACUUUAUUUCGGCCUGAGUCUGCUGUAGGCUUGCCUGCUGAUCCACCUAAUCCAGGGCUCGUGCUGCCCUCCGCGUCAACGCUUAUUGGCCACGACAGAGGGAAACAGUCCUCCGCCUCCACCGCAUCCAUCCCCGUACGGCACAUCAAACAAGAGAGCCCUAUGACCAGCGGACCUCCAACCCAUGUCGCUAUUCCGAUUAAUCCAAAAAAGUAG
Messenger RNA from Mesocestoides corti, 2361 nucleotides. The record is from the annotation of a GenBank genome assembly. NCBI's taxonomy places the organism in Eukaryota, Metazoa, Platyhelminthes, Cestoda, Cyclophyllidea, Mesocestoididae.